Messenger RNA from Cynara cardunculus var. scolymus (artichoke), 863 nucleotides. RefSeq names its product cyanate hydratase. Gene Ontology annotation, molecular function: cyanate hydratase activity; DNA binding. Lineage: Eukaryota; Viridiplantae; Streptophyta; Magnoliopsida; Asterales; Asteraceae. Bases 180 to 701 code for a protein of 173 amino acids. The transcript has 4 exons. The record is from RefSeq and is a predicted model, not a curated record.
CACCUACAAAGACGAUAUGGAUUUGAGUUUUGCCACCGUUAUUUAUCGCACAACCUCAAGAAGCCGCCCACACUUGCUAUCGACUGGCCUACGUUGCUCAGCGUCCGUCUGAUAAUCGACGAAAAAUUUGCCUAUAAAGUGUGGCAGCAAUCGGUGGGAGUUUACUUGAAUCGUUAAAAAUGGAAUCGGAAACGCCGACGAAAGCCAGCGUGGUGAGUUCGUUGAUGGCGGUGAAGCGAAAUUCCGGCAAGACUUUCAGUCAAAUAGCGGCGGAGAUCGGCUUGACUAACGUCUACGUUGCUCAGCUCUUGAGACGUCAAGCACAAUUAAAGCCCGAAACCGCCCCUAAACUCCUUGCAGCACUCCCCGGCUUGACGGAAACACAUAUCCUCCAGAUGGCGGAACCCCCUCUUAGAUCGUAUGAUCCGACAAUCAUCCAAGAUCCCACCAUAUACAGGUUAAAUGAAGCGGUUAUGCACUUUGGUGAAAGUAUUAAGGAAAUCGUCAAUGAAGAAUUUGGUGAUGGAAUAAUGUCAGCUAUAGACUUCUUCUGCGCUGUUGACAAAGUGAAAGGUGUGGAUGGGAAGGAUCGCGUAGUGCUGACCUUUGAUGGGAAGUAUUUGCCACACACUGAGCAUAAGGUGGAGCACAUGGUUUCAAGGUUGAAGCUGCAGGAAGAUUUAAAAGGGCCCGGCACUUGAAACAAGUCAUUUGUUGUUAAUUAUGUAUGUGUUCUUAGAUGUUUUCAUGUAUUUGUAUCUUUAAUCAUCAUCUGCUUUAUGGUGUAGUCUUCAAUAUGUAAUAACAUUUAGUUCAAAAUACCCUAGAUUUGUGUGUGUAUAUAUAUAUAUAUACACACACAC